UUAGAUUAAUCCACGUGUGUGAAGUGGAGUUUUCACAGUCAAGAUCGAAAUUGAGGAGCUAGUUGAUCCUUUGCCAAGCGUCGUCGGACUGUGACGUACUCUGGGAAAUAUAAAAAAAUUAAUAGCUGUUACUAAAAAAAUGGCGGUAACGUGUUGCAACAAAUUAUUUCAAAGUUACUGUGAGAAUCAAAAAUUUUUGAUCGUUUGAGAAUUUGGGAAACUCCAAUUUAUCGAUAUAAAUUGGAGUCGCCAACUUUUCAAAAGAAUCUAUAAAAAGAAAAUAAAUAUCGUAAAUUACUCAGAGCGUAAGACAAAGUUGUAAUAUCCUCGGAGAAGAAUUUCUAUAAGAUUUACGGACUCAUCAUCGUACAAUCAUGAAUUCUGUUAAAGAAACCACAAUUAAUGUGUCCGACGUUACGCACGAGAUAGAUAAAGAUACGGUCAACGAAUACGUAUCCACGGAUAUUUUACGUGAAUCAACUGCCGAUGCAGUACAAAAAGACAUACAGGAAAACAACCCGAUGUCCGACGUUUUGCAGAGGAUAGAGGUACCUCCGCCAAAGAAUGACGAAUUCUUGCACAGCACUAAUAAAAACUCCGACAAAAGGGAAUCCAGCAAAAAAGAUGGAUUGCCGGAUAAGAAAUUUCUUGCGAGAAACUCGUUGCUCACCGAUCUCUUCGAGAUCCCACAUAUUCGCUCGAUUUACAAUCUGUUCAUGGUGACCCUCAUAAUCUUGUUUUUUAGCACCAUCGCAUCCGACAUUAUGGAAUACGGAAUGGUUCGCGCUGGUACCAAUACCUUACAAAUUGGUUUUGCAAAGUUUCCAACAUGCAUUUAUAUUUGGGUGCUAAUGCAAACAUCGACACUCGGUGUCUACGUGGCCUUCACCCUCUGGGCGAAUCAGCGACUCCGAUUCUUACCAAAAUCCUUCAUCCGGAAAUUUUGUGAUUACGGCUGGUUAUCGGCAUUUAUAUUAUAUCAAGUUGUCUUCUUCAUUAUUCCUGUCACGAUAAUAAUCAAAGAAAAUCUUUCCAUAGGUUGCAGUUUAAUUAUUAUUGCUGAGCAAAUACGCAUGGUGAUGAAGAGUUGGGCUUUCGUCAGAAGCGCAGCACCCAGGUAUUUAUCGUAUGAACCCAACAGCGAAACUUCACGACCAAGCGGCCCCAAAUUCUCACAAUAUUUGUAUUUUCUAUUCGCACCGACUCUUCUGUACCGCGACGAAUAUCCUAGAACUGACAGAAUCAGGUGGACAGUGGUGUUUUGGAAUUUUGCUGAAGUCGGUCUAACAAUUUUCUAUCUCGCCUUCAUCUUGGAAUGUUUAAUAGCACCCAUCUAUCACGUUUUCGGAACCCAGUACUUAGAUCAGAAAUGGUUUGUCAAAAAUAUCAUCGAGGCUUGUAUUCCCGGCAUUCUUAAUUUCGUCAUCGGACAUUACCUCCUGCUGCACGCGUGGAUGAACGCUUGGGCGGAAAUGUUGCGGUUCGCAGAUCGAUUGUUUUACAAGGACUGGUGGAACAGCACGACUUACGCACAGUAUUACCGCACGUGGAACAUAGUCGUACACGAUUGGCUAUACACGUAUAUCUAUAAGGACGUGUAUGAUAUAAUGGCGCGUAACCGAACGCUGGCAGCUACAGUUGUAUUUCUCACUUCCGCCAUCAUCCACGAGUACAUAAUUGCGUUUCCAUUCGGCUUCUUCUAUCCAGUAAUGUUUAUUUUAUUCGCCGGCAUAGGCUUUCCCAUAUUCUUCGUCCGCAAGUACAUUACCAGCAACGUCUUCAUGUGGCUGAGCUGGGCUAUCGGCAGUGGCAUUACGUUUAGUCUAUACUCGAUGGAGAUUUACGCUCGGUGGAACAAUUGUCCACCUCAUCUCAAUUAUUAUCUAGAUCUGCUCAUACCACGAAGCUGGAGCUGUCAAGAACAGUUUAAUCCGUAGAUCGAGCUGUUUGUGUUUACGGUGAAACUUUUUCACGGGACAGUGGAUUUUUCUAUGCCCUGUUACAGACUAAUUGAUUGAGAACUGUUGUUUGGAAGUUUACAUACAUCUUCUAAUUUCCGCACGACUACGAAGAAAGCUCAGUGUACAUCCCCUCAGGGCUACACGUGCUCACUACACUCCUAGAGGAGAUACAUGCGUGAUAGAGCCGUUUAGAUUAAUCCACGUGCAUCGAGUGGAGUUUUUACAGUGGCCAUCGAUCGAGGAGCCAGUUGAUCUUUUGCCAAGCGUCGGACUGUGACAUACUCUGGAAAAUAUAUAAACAAGUAAUAGCUGUUAUUAAAAAAUUGACG
Messenger RNA from Solenopsis invicta (red fire ant), 2290 nucleotides. RefSeq names its product sterol O-acyltransferase 1. Gene Ontology annotation, cellular component: endoplasmic reticulum membrane. The record is from RefSeq and is a predicted model, not a curated record. NCBI's taxonomy places the organism in Eukaryota, Metazoa, Arthropoda, Insecta, Hymenoptera, Formicidae. Bases 375 to 1937 code for a protein of 520 amino acids. Gene Ontology annotation, biological process: cholesterol metabolic process. The transcript has 11 exons.